This is a messenger RNA of Diabrotica balteata, 2184 nucleotides long. The record is from the annotation of a GenBank genome assembly. Lineage: Eukaryota; Metazoa; Arthropoda; Insecta; Coleoptera; Chrysomelidae.
AUUUCUCUCAUACACGGUAUCUAGAAAUGAGGUUUCUGUAAAAGCAAACCACAAAAAGUUUUGUACGUUGUAAAUUUACACAGUCCGCAAAGACAAUAUUUGUUUUCUAGUAUAUCAAGUGCAUUGUUUAAUAUUCAAGAUAAAAUAAUAGAAAGUCGCGUCUGGCGUUGUUUUUAAUUUAAAGUUUUCAAUUGUUCUACAACUGCGAAUAAAAUGCUUGAUGCUGAGGAGACCCCAUUGAAUUUAUUUCAAAGCCAUGGAUCGUCUGGAUCGUAUAAUGAGUUGGAUAUAUUUGCUUCAGCUAGUUUGGCGAAGAAAAGACAACGCACCUACUCCCGAUGGUCACCCAUUGAAGAGGGAGUGACUUUAGUUUGGGAAAAUCUUUCAGUAUACUCUUCGACAACAAAAAAUGGGCAGAUGCACCACAAACAGAUAAUUAACGGAGUUACCGGCGCUGUUAAAUCAGGCAGUUUGGUAGCUAUAAUGGGAUCAAGUGGUGCUGGGAAAAGCACUUUGAUGACUGCUUUAGGAUAUAGAACUGAAGGUAAAAUAUUAACUGAAGGCAACAUUCUCAUAAACGGUCGUCAAAUUGGGGACUAUAUGAAAUAUUUAAGCGGAUUUAUGCACCAAGAGGAUAUGCUGCUAUCUUAUCUUACAGUAAGAGAACACAUGAAUAUAAUGGCUAAUUUAAAACUUGAUAGAAGACUAUCGGGAAAUGAUAAAAAACAGUUAAUAUACGAUAUUCUCAGACAACUUGGACUAAUGAAGUGUAUUGAUCUUAAAAUUGGAGGUAUAGACCAGGCCAAAUCAUUAUCUGGUGGAGAGAAAAAGCGGUUGGCAUUUGCUACAGAGUUGCUUACAGAUCCACCUCUUUUAUUUUGUGACGAACCCACAACUGGCCUAGAUUCGUAUUCUGCUCAGAAAUUGGUGAUAAUUAUGAACCAAAUGGCCAUUACCGGAAAAACGAUUUUGUGUACGAUACAUCAACCUUCCUCAGAUAUAUUUGCUAUGUUUAGUCAACUAAUUUUAGUUGCCGAUGGACGUAUAGCUUAUAUGGGUUCUACCAACAAUGCUCUUGACUUCUUUGAAAGGAUGGGUUAUGUAUGUCCAACAUCUUACAACCCUGCUGAUUUUUAUAUUAAGACUCUAUCCACGACUCCAGGUUACGAAGACAACUGUAGGCAAACAGUUAAAAGAAUAUGUGACCAAUUUGCUGUUAGUGAUGAAGCAAAAGAAGUCGAAAUUGUAGUACAAUACGAACUUCAUAUGGGCAGAGUUGCAACACAAAGAAAAUUUGAAUUGCGUCAAAAUUUCAAAGAAAUUCGUUGGUUGCCAAAAUUGUUUUGGUUAACGUACAGAUGGAUUUUGGAGAUUUAUAGAGACCCGUCAUUGGAGGCAAUGAAAAUUGCACAAAGAAUGCUGAUUGGCUUCAUAGUCGGGUUCUGUUAUCUUGGGACAGAUGCCUUAACACAGAAUGGUGUACAGUCUGUGACAGGAAUAAUCUUUAUGUUUGUUAGCGAAAAUACAUUUAAUCCCAUGUACAGUGUGCUGCAUCAAUUUCCAUCUUACUUACCCUUGUUUUUAAGGGAGUACAAGUCUGGUUUAUACCAUCCUGCAACUUACUAUUUAUCAAGAAUUUUGUCAUUGCUGCCAGGAUUUAUAUUGGAACCAUUAAUAUUUGUAAUAACUGCUUACUGGUUAGCUGGACUACGUACUAGUGGAUAUGCAUUUCUAAUGACAUUAUCGGUCAUUGUUCUGACUAUGAACGUUUCAUCAGCUUGUGGUGUCAUGUUUUCAAAUGCUUUUGAUUCUGUUCCUACAGCUCUAGCAUAUUUAGUACCAUUUGACUACGCCCAUAUGAUUACAUCAGGUGUCUUCGUGAAACUGAGUACUCUUCCAAUUGUAUUUUCUUGGAUAAAAUAUCUGUCCUGGUUAAUGUAUUCGACGGAAGCGUUAUACAUAUUGCAAUGGAAAGAUGUUAGUAAUAUAUCUUGUGUAAAUCCACCAGAAGGUUUCUCUUGCAUGAAUAAUGGACGAGACGUUUUGGCAAGAUAUGACUUUAAAGAAACCGAUUUUCAAUUUGACAUCUUUGGAAUGUUUGUGUUGCUAUUAUGUUUUUAUAUUUUGGGAUACUUUUUCUUAUGGAGACGUGUAAGAUAUCAUUAAAUAGAAAAUAUUGUGUUU